Molecule: messenger RNA, 3072 nt
Organism: Scleropages formosus (Asian bonytongue)
Lineage: Eukaryota; Metazoa; Chordata; Actinopteri; Osteoglossiformes; Osteoglossidae
Product: transcriptional activator Myb-like
Exons: 14
Coding region: 1372-2889 (505 amino acids)
Biological process (GO): regulation of DNA-templated transcription
Cellular component (GO): nucleus
Molecular function (GO): RNA polymerase II cis-regulatory region sequence-specific DNA binding; DNA-binding transcription factor activity, RNA polymerase II-specific
Source: RefSeq, a predicted model, not a curated record
AGUGGGCACUACAAACAUAUUUGCAUUCAAGUUAAAAGAUGACGCACAUAGAUACUGUGUAUUAGGCGAAAUGUCUGAUUUAUUUUCUGUAUAAAACCACUGUGUGCCUGCGAAGCACAUGACUUGGAUUAUGUAUUUAAUGGAAUACUGUUGUUCUUUGUCUGCUCCUGUUGUGUGGUAUUAGUGUGCUACACAAUAUGAGCCAAGGUAAAAUGACACUAGUAAUAUGAUGAAAACACAAGGGGUUUCUGUCCCAUGUAAAGAAUAUUAUACAUUGUUGAUUUUAUUACUAUCUAUUUUUAUGGUGGUCCCUCAUUUCACUGAGGGCUGUUGUAAUGAAGGUUUUUCAACACAACAAUGUUAAAAUGAAAUAUUUCGACAGUCAUGUAAGAAGUGUGUACAUCAAUAAAAUGGGGAAUUCAAUAAAUUUGUAUAAAGAUUAACUAUUUUCCAAAUGGUCAUAUACCACCCCAUCCAUUUCCUUAGUGAACAUCAGAAGAUUAGGUCUAUGUUUGUGCUGAAUCCAUAACUUAGACUGAUUCUAUGCCACAUUAUUUUACCGUUUUCCUCCUGUUUUUUGACGUGGUGGCUUAUUCACAUCCCUUUAAUGCCAAUUACUGUGCUGUAGAGUAUGUAUACUUGCAUUGUUAAUUAAGUUCUACCUUUUUCCAAAUAUCAGAUGUAUGUUUGUCUGUGUAGUGUACUUUUAUUCAUUUACCAGGUGGUUUCCUCAAAAGCAUCAUACAUCUCAUAUAUAGAGGCCAUGGCACAGUAAGAUAUUGUACUUCUGAAGAUUAUGUAUAGCCUGAAUGUUUCCUUACCCCAUUUAAUUGCACUCAUCCCAUGACAUUCAGUCUCCUGAUGUCCAGUUUUUCAUGUGUGCCAUCUGUUAUUGAUAUAUUAUUGAAAGCUGCCCCGAAAGAGACUGAGAUACACUGGGGUACCUACCUACACUUGCUUGUGGCCCGGCAUUCUGCUGCUUCACUUGCAUGUCCACCUCUCCACGUUUCCAUCGUCUUGUAUGUCAUCGUGGUUUCAUUAUGUAAUUGUUCACUUAUUUUAGUGGUGUAUUUUUGAAAAAAGGUCGGAAAGGAAAACGGCUGCGGUGCGCCUCGAAAGGUUGGAAGUAUUAAAGCAGAGCAGGGUGAAAGAUGUUUUUCUUCUGUUAGGUUUGUCUAAAAGCACAGUGCAAACUAUUGAGAGAGAUCAAAUACCAGCGAGAGCUGAAAAUGUCACCUCUCAUCAGUCUCUACCUCCCACUCCUCUGCCUAAUGCCAUCACCUUUUUUGCCUGAAGCCAGUACAUGCAUGCUAUCAUGAUCCACUCCGGCGAUUCGGACCCGCGGCUCCCCGCACCUUCCCGCACGUGGCCAUGGCUCAGCGGCUCAAACGGAGCGUAUGCAGCAGCGAGGAGGAUGAAGAGUUGAACGAGCGUGACAGCGGAGGACCCACCACCAAGUGCGCGAGACACAGCGUGGGCAAGAGCCGCUGGACCCGUGAAGAAGAUGAGAAGUUGAAGAAACUUAUUGAACAUCAUGGGUCUGAAGACUGGAAACUUAUUGCAAGUUUCCUACCUAAGCACACCGAUGUUCAGUGCCACCACCGUUGGCAGAAGGUGUUGAACCCAGAACUCGUCAAGGGGCCGUGGACCAAAGAAGAAGAUCAGAAGGUCAUCGAGCUUGUCCAGAAGUAUGGCCCCAAGCGCUGGUCCAUCAUAGCCAAGUACCUGAAAGGCCGGAUCGGGAAGCAGUGUCGGGAACGCUGGCACAACCACCUGAAUCCCGAGGUGAAGAAAACCUCCUGGACUGAGAAGGAGGACCAGAUCAUUUAUCAGGCUCACAAAAAACUGGGAAACAGAUGGGCGGAGAUUGCGAAACUGCUUCCUGGAAGGACAGAUAAUGCCAUCAAGAACCACUGGAAUUCAACGAUGCGACGGAAGGUGGAGCAGGAAGGCUACUUGCAGCACUGUGCCAAGAAGGAGCACCUGCAGAAAGCUGUGAACUACACCGGGGGCAACCACGUGCUCGGUUUCGUUGGCACUCCUCCGCCUCUGAAGGUCCUGACCCAGUGCCCCAACGACAGAGACUACCCGCUGUACCACAGGACCAAACGGGUCCCCUUACCUGCCACCCCAUAUGUCAAUGCGGUGAAUGCUCCACAACCGGGAACAGCUGCUAUACAGAGACACUAUGAUGAUGAGGACCCUGACAAGGAGAAGCGGGUGAAGGAGAUCGAACUCCUGCUGAUGUCCACUGAGAACGAGCUACGGAGGCAGCAGACUCUGCCGAGACAGGUGAACAGCUACCCGGGAUGGAACAGGGCUGCCGUACCAAAUGAUGUGAGAAUCAGCGGAGAAGGUGUGGCAGUCCCUUUCCUCGGGUUCUUCCAUCAUCAGGAGGCAUCUCCUUCACCUCUGGACCCGGGGAGUCUCCCAGAGGAGAGCGCCUCUUCCGUUCGGAGCGCGGAUCCUGCCCACGGCAACGGACGCACCAACUCCCAGUCUCCCUCGACCAAGUACAUGGAUUCGGUCUUUGACUCUAUUUUCGUUACAAUGAGAAGCCAGGUGGAUGCAACAGACGUGGACUGUUCCAGCAAGCACGUGUCCCCAGCAUUGUCUGCCUUGUGUCAUGUACAGCAUCCCCAAGUGUCUCAGAUGGAGAUCUCUCCUCCGCUUUGCCUUCCUGCCACACCUGGAUUAGCUUCUGCGGACAUCAAAUACAGACCCAUAAAUAUUCCAAUGACGCUCACAGAUGCACAUCUGGAACAAAACCUCAUUAAACAGGAGCCUGAUGGGAAUGAUGUGUCAAAAGGUGUUCACCAGCAAACAGAUGACCUUCCUCUCCAGAAAACAAUCAAACAAGCUCUGCACACAGGAAGCAGUGUUGUGUGAACGGACUGACUGGCAGUCACUGAUCCCGGAUCAGCCGUCGAAGUACACUACCUCUGCCCAUCUACGUUAGUCAAGUAAAGUGUUGAAGCUAAGCAUUACCGAACGUUCAACAUUUUUGUUCAUUUUCAAUACAGCUUUACAUCAGACCAAAUAACGGUUUAAGUAUUGUCAAAGAUGUAUGAA